This is a messenger RNA of Schistosoma turkestanicum, 2487 nucleotides long. Lineage: Eukaryota; Metazoa; Platyhelminthes; Trematoda; Strigeidida; Schistosomatidae. The record is from the annotation of a GenBank genome assembly.
AUGCCUGAUCCUGCAUAUUACGAUGGUGGUCUAUUCAAAUUUAUUCCAUUUGAUAAUAAAUCAUGGAUAAUUGAAUUAAUAAAACAAAGUGUUGUAAAACAAGAAAUUCAACUCAUCAUUGGUGUAUACAUUAUAAGCUGUGUACUAAGUUUAGCUACACUUAUAAAAAUAAUAUUCAUCUAUGAUGAUAAUAACAAGAAUAUCAAAUAUAAACAAUCAGAGGAUAAAAAAUAUUGUAAUAAAGUAAAGUUAACUUCAUUUUCAAGUAAUACAACUUAUAAAUAUCUUCACAAUUUACAUUUCGAUAAUAAAUCAAUCUUUAGUGAUCAGUUUAUUAAACAAGAUAACAACAAUAAACAUUACAUUCAAAUAAAUCAUGAUGAAAUACAAAUAAGUAAAGGUUUACCAAUUGAAGGAGCAUUGAACAUUGAACAUUUCAAUAAACAAUUUGUUCAAUAUUUAAAAUUCAUCGAUACAAUUCAAUGUGAUGAUGAAAAAGAAAAUUUAAGAAAUAAUCAAAUGAAUGAAUGGUAUACAAUGGAUGAUUUAUUUAAAUUACGUAGAAAAUCAUUAUGCCGCUUAUCAAUAUGUUCAACAAUUGUUAUAAUAUGUUUUCUAGUCUUUAUUUGUAGUUAUAUUAUAUCUAUUCAACAUAGACAAUAUUUAAUGCAGCAAAUUAAUCAUUUACCUAUAAAAUUUAAACAAAUCACAUUACAAACAGGACAAUUUAGUCAAUAUUCAAUAGAUAUAGCUUAUAAUUUGACUAAAAUUCAUAUUUAUAAUGAUGAAUUAAAUCGUUCGCCAUCUAAAAGUUUAUUAAAUCAAUUUAUUGGUAGUGUAAAACAAUUUAUUGCAAAAGUUAUUACUUGUUUAUCUACUAAUUUAUGUAGUACAAAUAAUAAAUCUACAAUGAAUUUAAAUUUCUUAACAAUACUAAUGUUAAAACAAGAUAAUAUUUCUUUAAAACAAUUAUUAGAAAAUAUUAGUAUAGAAUCAAAAAUUAUUUUGGAUAAUUUUGAUUUAGUUCUACAUCAUUAUGUAAAUUUAAACAAUGUUGCUAGAUUAUUGAAUCCGGAAAAAAUUAAAACAAUUGAACAUUCAUGGUAUGCAUAUCGACAAAGUUUAUCAUCAUUUACUGAUAUAAAUCAAUAUUUAAUUAAAGAGAAUAUAUCAUCUAUGUUAGUUUAUCCAUGGUAUACAUCACCUAUUAUACAACAGACAAAACAAAUUCUUUGUGAUCGUUUAAAAUAUUCUUCUUCUCAACUUAUAGAUUUUACUUCAUGUAAACAAGUAGAUCAAUUUUUAUCAAAUCUUAUACAAUAUUCUACUCAUCUUCCAUUAACUUUACCAAUGAGAAGUUUAACAUCUGCUUUAAUGUACGAUUUAAUACCACAAGCAUUGAAUAUUGAACAAUUAGUACACGAAUGGUUACCGGUUAUUGAUAACAUUUCAAAUAAUUGUAUAAAUUUCUUGUUUGAAACAUAUUUGAAACCACAAUUGAACAAAACUAAAUAUGAAAUGACUACAUUUAUUCAACAAUUUCCUUCUGUUGAAUUUAUUGAACAAAUGAACAAAAUUACCAGCUAUAUAAAUAUCACAUUAUUAUUCUACUAUAUACUACUUAUUUUCUUUAGUAUAAUACUCAUCGGAAUUUACAUACAUCUAUUUAUUUCUGGUUAUCAAUACAUGCUUGGUCAAAAUCCUCAGUAUAAAACUUGUUUAAAUAAUAAAAGUCAAUUUAGCAUGCAUAAACACAGAUCCGUCGGUGUACGUUUUACUUUAGGCGCAAUUUCUAUCAUUUGCUUCUUGCUGACAGUGAUUAGUUUAACAUGUGUAUACAUUUCAGUAAUAGGUAUAAAUGAAGGUUGUAUGUAUUUACAAUCUAAUAAUAUUAAUAAUUUAGCUCAAACUAAAGCUGAUCAAUUAAUUACUGAAUAUUUAAAAAAUUUUAUUUAUAAUAUUAAAGAAGCCAAACGAUUUCUAUCAAUUCCAAAUUUAAAUUUACAAAUACCAAAGAAUAUAUUAAAAACAAUUAAUUCAAAGUAUAUACCAGAAAGAAAUUUACCACUAUUGAAAAGUUUACAAAUCAAUCGUCCAUUUAAUUUUACUAAUGUAUUAUAUUCUAAUUAUAUUCAUUUAUUAUUAAAUAAUCUAUGGUAUAAAGAAAUUAUUAGUAAAAUAAAAAAUUAUAAUUUCAAAUUAAAUAUCCCUCCAAUUGAUUUUAAAGCAUUAUAUAAACAAACUAAAACAACUUUAAAUUUAACACGUUCAUUUGAUAAUUUAUUUGUUGGCACAGUGAAUAAUUAUCUUAUUGAUCCGGAGGAAAUCAAUUAUUUCAAUAUAAUUUUACGUAAUUUAAAAAGUAUUCCCCAUAAUGAAGAACAUCAACAUCAAUAUUUGAUAUAUUUAUAUGAAAAUAUAAAUAAUUUAUUUCAAGAAUAUCAUAUAAAUUAUUUACUUGUUACAAGAACAAUUAAAAAUUAUUGA